UCAACAGACAACAAUCCAGUCUCUCAAAAAUAUCUUCUCUUCAUGUCACGAGUGAAAGAGGGGAUAAGACAGAAAAAAGAUGGACACUAUGAGCUACCACUACAGUUCAAGAAAGACAACCCAGCAGACCUUGCGUCUAAAGAAGCCAGUGCAGCCCAAUUGAAGGACUCAUGUUGGUUGAAGGGACCAGACUUCCUUUGGCAACCAAAUCUGUCAGUCAAACAUAUAAUAGUAAAAGUGGAUGACCCUGACCCAGAACUGCGGAAAGCUCAUGUUCAUACCGUCAAAGCCGAAAACACAAACCCAUUGAUCAGCCGUCAUAGCAAGUUCUCAGCUUGGUCCAGAGCUGUGAAAGCUGUCGCCAGACUGAAGAAAUGCGUCAGGAGACGUAGUGGAGGUCAAGUAUGGACAGACCAAACUACAAAUCUUAAAGAAAGACGUAAAGCAGAGUUCUUCAUCAUCAAGCUCACACAAGAGGAAGCCUUUGCUGAUGACAUAAAGAAAAUCAAAUGCAAUAGAGCUGAAAAACUCGGCAAACGCAACAAGCUCUACCGGCUCAACGCUUACCUUGAUGCAAACAAUAUACUCAGGGUGGGAGGACGGUUGUCGCAGUCAGCCCUUCAUCAUGACGUGAAGCACCCUGCAAUAUUGCCAAGGAAAUCACACGUGUCAGACCUGAUUGUGAAAUAUCACCAUGAGCGUGUAGACCACCAAGGAAGAGGGAUGACAAUGAAUGAGAUACGCGCAAAUGGAAUAUGGAUUCUUGGAUGCGGAAGUAUUGUCUCCUCACACAUUUAUAAGUGCGUCCCAUGCAGAAGGUACAGGAGAACCACAGAAGUCCAACUGAACAGCCCAUCAAGGAACUCACAAAUGAACGACAUUGUGAUUUUAAAGGACGAGUGUACCCCAAGAAAUGAAUGGAAGCUCGCAACAGUAGUCGAAGCUCAGCCUGGAAGAGAUGGCAUGGUGUGCAAGCUGAAACUAGUGCUUAGUGAGACUUCUGUUGACAAGGGCAAACCUCAUACGCGACUGAUUAAUCUAGAAAGACCUAUUCAUAAAAUCGUCACAUUAGUAGAAGCCAAUUAAGACGCACACACAUACAGAUGAUUGAAACUGGUUUUGAUAAAAAUGGAAAAUCCCACAUUUCAGGUCAAUGAGUGAUUUGGUGGGAGUGUAGCUGUUGCUGAGAUUUUGCAUGCUUUAAAUAUGUGUCAUAAAUAAAUAAAUAUUAAUAAAUAAGUUAAUGAUGCAGAGUUAUAAAAUAUUAUUAGAAAAUGUGUGAUUGUAAAAUCUCCUGAGCAAAAUGUAAAUGUAUUGAGUUAAUUGUGUUGCAAAGCGGAACGAUUGUUGUGAUGUUGCGACCCCACGGACAGUAAAUAAGGCAGAACAAGCAAGAGGGGAGGGUGCUUGAGCACGUUGUCUUCAGCUCCUCAAAAGAUUUAAGUGUAUUCGAUUAUUUGUACAAAACUUCAAGCAAGUGAUUAUUAGAACCUCUUUUCGUUACAAGCAGCCAACGAGUUCUCACGGCGUGUUGGCGUGUCGGCGUGUUGGCGUGUUGGCGUGUCGGCGUGUUGGCGUGGAUGGUGUGUACAGCAAGAAGGAGGAGUCAAUAAACGCCCGUUUUACAAAAAAGAACUUUCCUGUGUUGCCGUGUACCGAAA
Nerophis lumbriciformis (worm pipefish) is the source of this 1661-nucleotide messenger RNA. RefSeq lists its product as uncharacterized. NCBI's taxonomy places the organism in Eukaryota, Metazoa, Chordata, Actinopteri, Syngnathiformes, Syngnathidae. The record is from RefSeq and is a predicted model, not a curated record.